Messenger RNA from Oreochromis aureus, 2727 nucleotides. Its product is annotated as cytosolic phospholipase A2 zeta-like. The transcript is spliced from 14 exons. NCBI's taxonomy places the organism in Eukaryota, Metazoa, Chordata, Actinopteri, Cichliformes, Cichlidae. Gene Ontology annotation, biological process: glycerophospholipid catabolic process. The record is from RefSeq and is a predicted model, not a curated record. Gene Ontology annotation, molecular function: calcium-dependent phospholipid binding; calcium ion binding. Gene Ontology annotation, cellular component: nuclear envelope; cytosol; nucleoplasm. Bases 563 to 2320 code for a protein of 585 amino acids.
CAAGCCAUUAAAAAGAAGGCUAGAUGUUGGUGAAGCUGCCUGAACAUUUUUAUUUUCCCUACAAAAAUACUGGUAUAUAUGGAGAUGUGGGAGUUCAGUUCAGUUCAAUUUAUUUACAUAGCACUGCUUUUGACCAAGCACAGCGGGAAGGAAAAACUCAAUUUUAACAGGAAGAGACCUCUAGGAGGCUCAGGCAUAGCCAUUUGCUGCCACUGGUUGGGGGUGACGGUAGGAAGACAGGAUAGCAGACACACUGUGGAAGAGAGACUGAGUUUAAUAAUAAAUAAUGAUUGAUUUCAGGGUGGUGUAUAAACACAUAGUGAGUGAAAAAUGCGAGUGAAGAAGAAAAAGCUGAUUUUACCAUAGUAUUCCCAUAUUAGGCAAUACUUGUAUAAAUGUCCCACACAUGGUAGGAAUUAACAUUCCUCUGUGUGUUUGGGCUCAUUUGACUUCUUCUGAACAGACAAAUUUAGCUAGAGAGAAGCUGACAGAAACAAGAAGUUUCCCUGCGGGGUGAAUUUACCUUUGGCCUUUAAUUUGAAAAGAAGGUUGUUGUCGCAACAUGCAAACAGGACUAACAGGUUUCAUGAAUGCAGUGGUUUGUCUUUGCCUUGUGAAUUCUGUCAUUCUUUCACAGGCAGCGGAUAACAUGGAGGGUAAUGUAGCUCUGUCUGAGAGACCUAUCCGUCAGUCCCACUCUUUGUGUGCUGGUGAAAAGGAGUAUGUGCACAAGAGGAAACAAAUAGUUCUGCAUUCACUUAACACUCUGGAAAUCAACUGUACAGCUGCUUCAGUUCCCCACAUUGCUCUGUUGGCAUCAGGUGGGGGUCAGCGAGCAGCUGUGGGUCUGGUGGGUUUCCUCCAUCAAAUGGAAAAGGAAGGUCUGCUGGACACGCUGCUCUACCUAGGAGGAGUUUCAGGGUCUACAUGGUCCAUGGCCUCCUUGUACAAUGACCCACAAUUUAGCACCAACAUGGAUGCAGCAGUGUCCAGGCUGUUAGAUUCUCCGAGUGUUAAACUUGAGCAAGCUGUGGAUUGGUUGGGUGAGAGAGCAAAAGAAGAGCACUUCUCUCUUGCUGAUAUCUGGGGGGUCUUAACUUCAGCUGGAAUUAUGAAACAGAUGGACCUACGGUGUCUUUCAGAUGAGGCCAACAGGAAUGCCACAAACCCUUAUCCCAUCUACUGUGCUACUGAAAAGCACUGCUUUACUCAUGGGCCUAUAGAAGGAAAAUGGUUUGAGAUAAGCCCCCACGAGGCUGGAUUCACAGAGUUGGGUCUCUUUAUCGAAACAUCUCUCCUGGGCAGCAAAUUCCAAAAUGGAACGCUGCUGGAGAAAAAGAAAGAGAUGGACAUGGUCAAGUUACAGGGUAUUUUAGGCUGUGCGGUAGCUGAUGAGGAGACUCUCAGAGACUUUGUCCCUCAGUGGCUGAAUGUGCCUGGGCAUUUGGACAGUGCUGCUAAGGAGUACCUGCGUGUAUGGAACAUCCUUGAUAAAGUGAUAGCUCUGACCAGAAUAACUGUUAAGGACACUACUGCUCUGAUGUACCUGGAUAAGCUGCAGAAAAUCUUAGAAGACAAGGUAAAUCAUAGCCAGACUGAGUCUGUGGAGGCAGCGAGUAUGGAGGAAAGAAAAACUCUUUUUAACCGGUGGAGUCAGGAGCUGUGGGCGGCAGUUGAGACGUGGAGCCAAAGUUUGGAUGAUGGAGCUUUCAAAACACACGUUUCUUUCCUUAUAAAAGAAGUAAUUCCCCUGAUUGCUGAGUGGAAGUGGGGAACAACUGGAAACUUCCUUUACCAAUACCAAGUGUCCUCUGUUCCAGCUUGCCUCUACUCUAAUGAAAGACUCCAGCUCAUAGAUGCUGGACUGGUGAUCAACGUACCGUACCCUUCAUUUCUAGGAGACAAGAGAGACAUUGACCUCAUCAUAGCCCCAGAGUAUAGUGCUGGAAAUAUGUUUGAGACUCUGACUCUUGCCCGAGACUACGCGGCCGAGAUGGAAAAGCCUUUCCCCGAGAUAAAUGACACGAUCCUGGAGGACAGAGACUGGCCGAAGGACUGCUAUGUGCUGGAGGGGAAAGAGAAGGAGCCCACAAUCAUCUACAUGCCACUCUUCAACAGACGGAACUGCAAAGAUGCAGAGGAGUUCAAAGCAAAGAUGGAUGAGUUCUCCACCUUCCAGCGUCCCUUCAGCCAGGAGAAAAUGAAGUUUGUGUUGGAGACGGCGAAAGAAAAUGUGAAGAACAACAAGGAAACUCUGCUGAAGGAGAUAAACAAGGCUGCUCUCCGCCGACAUAAUAAGUGGAAGGCUGGCGAACCAUAGCUCGGUUUCUUGUUCUGGCAGCGUGAACUAAAAUCUUUGAUUCAUGAUAAUACUAACUGGUGAUAAUACUGAAGCUACAUGAAAACAGAACCCAUAUAUAACUCAUCAUUUAAAGUACUGGCAGUGUGUUAUGUGUCUUAUUUUUUGACCAAUGUGCAAUGUGUAUGCUACAGCAGCAACAGCCCUUUUCUUCAACUCCAACUAUUCACCAUUAUCUGGAGCAGCUCUUAUUCAUAUCAGUAUUUGGAUGGAAGAAUUCAGUCUGAUCCUUGUGUUCAUCUUAAAAUGUAUUAAAUCAUGCACGUGACCCCCCCCACCAAAACAAAUAAACCCCACAGCGGGACUUCCAAAGAGCUGGGCUAUGCUAUCACUGAGUUUAACAUACAUAAAUAAAAUGUCCAACAGUU